Molecule: messenger RNA, 2648 nt
Organism: Penicillium brasilianum
Lineage: Eukaryota; Fungi; Ascomycota; Eurotiomycetes; Eurotiales; Aspergillaceae
Source: the annotation of a GenBank genome assembly
UGUAUAGUCACUCCGGUGUCUAGUGCCAUAUUGCUCAGUGGCCACGAGGAGUCGCGGGGAGUCCGGGGAAGCAUAAUUACCGGGUGAAUACCGUACCUUUCGGGACCCCUGCGUAGUGGAGAGCUUCCCGGGUGAUUCAACUCCGCUGACAUCGGCUUCAUCAUUCAACCCGUCGUCCCCAACUUCUCUCAAGCGAUCCUCCCUCACGCCUCUCUCGUCGGUCGAUCAUGAAAGUCGCAUAUACCACGCCUCUCCUCCGAUAAAUCUCCCACACAUCCCCUCCCGCUCUCCCUAGCCACGAUGUGGCGGGAUCGCACCAACCUCUACAUAUCCUAUCGCCAAUCCUUCACCCACCACCCCGCAAAGAAGCCACGUUUCGGCACCUCCAAUGGCUUCGACGCACCCUCUCAACCGGAAGAAAGCCGGCGCCUUAUCUCCGAGACGGGCGGCUUCGAAGAAGAUGGCGACAUGGUGAUCGAGAUGGAUCUGCUGCCGCCGCGCUGGGUAGACGUACAAGACGAAGUUUCGGAGCUGUUGGCAGAUAUUGCGCAAAAGUCGGCGGAGCUGGAUAAGCUGCACCAGAAACACCUGCUUCCCGGAUUCGGCGAUGAGGAUCUCAGAAGACAGGAUGAAGGAGUUAUUGAAGGCUUGACGCAGGAUAUCACGCGCAGCUUUCAUAAAUGCCAGAACUCAAUUAAACGCAUUGAUUUGAUGGUGCGCGAGUCGAAGCAGCAGGGCGGAGUGACUAGCGGGGAGGAAACUAUGGCGAAGAAUAUACAGAUCUCCCUCGCGUCUAGGGUGCAGGAGUCCAGUGCUCGUUUCCGAAAGAAGCAGAGUACUUAUCUCAAGAAACUACGAGAUCUGGAAGGUCUAUCAACACCGUUCGACCGCUCACCAACUCCCGUGCAAAAUCCAUUCACGGAUCCUUCCUUGAUGGAAUCGGAAGUGGACAAGUCCUUCUCUCAGACAAUGUUGAUGCAGACACAACAACGGGCCACGGGACAAAACGAUGCAGUCAUCGCGCAACGAGAACGUGAAAUCAAUGACAUUGCAAAGGGCAUCAUUGAGCUCUCCGACAUCUUCCGUGAGCUACAAACCAUGAUCAUCGAUCAAGGGACGAUGCUGGAUCGCAUUGACUAUAAUGUGGAGCGGAUGGGUACCGAGGUCAAGGCGGCAGAAAAGGAACUCAAAGUGGCUACGAACUACCAACGACGUAGUACGAAGCGCAAGGUCAUGCUUCUGUUAGCUCUUGUGGUGAUAGGUUUGAUCGUUGUUCUGGUGGUGAAACCGAAGAAACACAGUGCCCCAUCCCCGUCCCCGGAACCUGAAGAGGAGUCGUCGAACAAUAUCAGGUCUGUCCUGGUCUCGCUUGACAGAGUGAGCAGACAUCCGACUUCCAGGCGAUUCGCUCGAGAUCGCUGGAUAGAUCCGGAUAUAUUUCGAUGAUUCUUUUGUUCAGCGUACACGUCUACAAUUACUUAAUAUACCAAUGGGAGAAUGAUUCCUAUGCCCAGCUACUAUUCCACGUGGCUACAUGAUACAACUAGAUCUCGCACAGUAAAUACAGUGUUUGUUACAUCAACAUGGAUUUAGUCAAUACCUAACACAACUUGGAUAUCUUGAAAUUGACUCAUUCAAAAAUUGAACAGCCCUCCCACGCACAACAAUGAAUAGCAGACAGAGCCCGGAAGACGGAGGGCAAACGCUCCAUGAUUACAAACGGUGCGAGUUCGACCAGAUCACCAGAUGAAAACAACCUCUAGAUCACUGGUUUCCUUCCUGUGCAAUCAUAGCCGCCACAUCGGCAUCCAAGUCUCCACCCGCAAACUCUGCAUAGUCCUCCUCGUGCGCCACCUUGCGUCUCUUGGCAGCCGAUCCAGUCGCAGCGAGGUCGAAGUCGUUCUCACCACCGGGAGAGAUAUUGGAUGGAUCGAAUGACAUAUCAUUGUCCGUUUCAAGGCUGAGGCCAUGUGGAAGGCUUAUUGGUGCCUCCUCCGUGAAUGGGCCAUGGCUGGCCUGUGGCUGCUCGGGCUUCGGUGAUCCAACGGGUGUGAUAGCCUCGACUGGGGGAGGAGUCAGAGCUUCAAUUUCAGGGCGAGGAGGCUCCGCGUUGCCGUUACCCUGCCCGGUAGCAGUAAGGGAAUCGUCAUCUUGAUAGCCACGCAUAAUCAGAUCCUCGACCUCACGUCGCUUUGUGUCCGUCUCGGCCUUUUUCUCUCCAAACUGUGCCACGAGAGACUCCUCCUUUUCAAGCUCGGAGCGGUUUGUUGCGAGGAUUUUCUCGAGCCCGUCGAUCAGAGCGCGGCGCGAUUUGAUGACCUCUGAAACGGAAUUCUCGGCAUGCGCGAGAGCCUUCAGAAGAGUUCCCAGGCGUGCAGCGAGCACCGGAGGGGUCACCUUUGGACCUUGUGGGUCGUUCAAUUUGAUAUACUCGGUGCUGGCAGUGGUGGCAGAGGUGUUGGAAGUCAUAGCCGCUUUGGUGACAGCGACUUGCAGGGGGACCAAAGGUUGGAGUUCGGACGGAGUAGCUCCCGCAGAGGAAUCCUUGAAGAAUGAGCCACCGAGAGGUUGUUUCUUGGUAGUUAGGCGGUUCUUGUCAAUAUCUAUUAAGCCGAUAAAGUUAGUCGUGUGAUGCAAGAGGUAUGUUC